AUGCUGGGCUAUAUGGGAUCGGCCAAGGACCGAUUGGACGAAAUCCGAAACUUAAACUCCGAUGCUCAUUACGAGUACCGAGGAAAAGUGCAAUUCAAAGAGUUACAGGAGGCCAUAGAUGCAAUCGAUGAGGCCAUGCUGGGCUAUAUGGGAACCGCAAAGAACCGAUUGGAUCAAGUGCGUAGCUUGAAUUCCCUAGCCCGUAGCUCCUAUUCGAAAUGUGUUAAGCCUGUGUUCGAAUGGUGCAUAGCCUCUAAUGUUUCCUUGCAUUCCAUCAUACCCUUCAUUGGAUCGGAGAAGCUGACGAAGCACGAUAGAGAUGCAGUAUCUACCAUGACACUCCACAUAAUCAGUAUGGGACUAAAUCACACCGCCAACUCUCUGAAUCUCCUAAACGAUGUUAUCCAACACACCUCCGACCUUAGAGAUCUAUUUAAGUCCAUAAUGCACGACAUAAAAAAUGAUUUCGGGGUGGGAGGUUUCUACGGCAAAAAGAGACUGGAGUUGCUGGAUAAAAGUGAGCGGGAAAAGAAGGAACAAACAAUUAAAACUGUCUUUAUUGCACUCGGGGUUGUCAUUUUUUCACCUGUUGGCGUGACACUUGGCUUGGCGGCAGCAGUUGGUACUGCAGUUGGGACAACCGACUUUGACCUAUGGCAAAAAAAGACUUCUUAUACAGAUCAAGUAGAGCAUAUUGAUAAACUUUUCCAGAUUCUACAGGCACAAUUUCUUAACGUCACGGAAUUAGUGGAAGGUAUCAAAACCAGCUUAGAAGAGGAUAAAACCAACUUACAUGCACUUCGUGGAAAAAUUAUUGGUGCCAGUAUAAGCCACUCUUUCUUGAGCUUGGACUCACUCACUAUGCACGCACUAUUUAUUCCUUCUUUGACAAACGUGACUGAUCAGUGCAUGAAGUACAUCACCUGGCACGGAUACAAUUCAUCAAUUUACGAAGAUAAUAUAAUCGAAACCCGUCGAGUGUCUUUUUUCACAACAUUGGAAUCUAAAGAUACCCUCGUCAACAACGUGGACGAAAGACCUAAAACUAAAUCCGCCAUUGAACUGGAGAAUGUGGAGGAGUCAAAACAAAUUAAGCAUUUUUCAGUGGAAAGUGAUAAUUUUCCUACAAUUGGGAUCCCUCAAACGUCGACGAUUCCAUCGAAAGUACAUAUGAUUGCUACUUAUUUUAAACACGUUAUACAAUAUAUAUCAAAUUAA
Drosophila bipectinata is the source of this 1218-nucleotide messenger RNA. RefSeq lists its product as uncharacterized. Gene Ontology annotation, biological process: hemolysis in another organism. Lineage: Eukaryota; Metazoa; Arthropoda; Insecta; Diptera; Drosophilidae. The record is from RefSeq and is a predicted model, not a curated record.